AUGACUGACCAACCCUACAAGGGAGCGUUGCAGUGGAUCAAUCUAGAUGCGGAUAACUUGGAUCCUCUGGCACACAAACACAAAAUUCUGAGUCAUGUUCAGCAGCGAUACCGGCCUUGGAGGCGGCGAGCUAGAUCUGAAGCUCUCUUUGCCUCUAUCAAGUCGACUCUAUCUACAACGCGCAUCGGAACCAGACAAGAUGAAAAGGCUCAAUCCCGAACGCCAAUUAGAACGCCAUUGCCCUCGAAGCUGAUAGCCAAGGGUAACUCAGAUCCGUUCGCAGCCUAUCCCGUACGCAUUGGCCCGGAAGAAAAUGACUUGAUGAUCCUAUAUCGAGACUACAUGAUCCCUUCGCUAUACUCCACAGAGUUGGGGCAGAAGCACCUGAUCGACCUUGCUACUCAAGAUUGGAAAGACGCUGUUGGGCUUCUUGAAGACAAGGGAGCCGCGUUUGGUGCCUUAGCGCGCUACGGUUCGAUAGCAGGUAAAUUCAACCCUAGAUUGCAAUACCUGGCAUACAAAUAUCAUGUCAAAAGCCUCGAGAAUCUCAGAGCAAAAAUCUCCCAAGGCCAUGACUUACAGAACAGCGCGGACUGCAUGCACGUCAGCAUGCUCUUCGCAGCAGAAACCGUAUCGGGGAAUUUAUCUGAGGCCGCCACCCAUGGCAGAAUUCUCCUGAAAAUCCUGCAGAAGCAGUGGCGGGAGCAGAGGCACGACUACAAGCUGUUGAUCUACCAACUCAUAGUCGAUUUUCAUCUCAGCUCUAUGUCUGUAAAGCGGAUGAUCUUCGACGAUGAGGAAUGGUUAGCAGAAAUAUCGCAACAAGUAUCGGAUGCGGCAGCACUAUAUGCUCCGGUGUAUCCCAAGAAAGACUGGGAUCCAUGCAUACCCGACGAAUGGCUCCGCACUUCCUUCGAAGCCGAGCAACAGCGCUUCAACUUCAUAGCCUCUCCGCCCAAGAUCACCGACGCUACUUCGCAUUUGGAGCUUGUUUUCCUGUCCCAAAUGCUUCAAGCCGUGCUCUUUCACAGCCGCAUGAUCCAUCACUACCUGAAGGUUGCAGAACAACUGAGAAACUCCAGGUUGAGUGAUGCGAAAGCGGAGCAACUCACAACGCAGCAAUACCUUGCACUUGCAGCAGCCCAACUGCGUCGACAUGUCGGCAUGACCCCGAAAAUCUUUGGUGUUUACAUCUAUGACAGCAGUGCUCUGAUCAUGGCUCUGAAGCAUGCUCUGCAAGCUAGUGACGCUGUCUCUCGACGGAUGUCCUCCACAAAAUAUAGGAAUGCGAAAUUAUGGGCAUUAUACGUGGGUGCCCUAGCAGAGACAGCUACUAGUUCAACCAACGAGUGUUCUUCGGAACAUUGGUUCAACAAAAUGCUCGCGGAUACGGCUAUCGCGAUGAACAUCCGCUCGUGGGACAAAUUGCAGGCUGUCUUGGAAGGAUUUCUAUACUACGACCGACCAUUCUACAUAACGAGGCCUGCCUGUUUCGAACAAGGACAUCUUGGAUCAUGA
This is a messenger RNA of Exophiala spinifera, 1518 nucleotides long. RefSeq lists its product as uncharacterized. The coding region runs from base 1 to 1518 and encodes 505 amino acids. The transcript has a single exon. NCBI's taxonomy places the organism in Eukaryota, Fungi, Ascomycota, Eurotiomycetes, Chaetothyriales, Herpotrichiellaceae. The record is from RefSeq and is a predicted model, not a curated record.